Messenger RNA from Molossus molossus (Pallas's mastiff bat), 5791 nucleotides. RefSeq names its product dedicator of cytokinesis 4 (gene DOCK4). The record is from RefSeq and is a predicted model, not a curated record. Gene Ontology annotation, molecular function: guanyl-nucleotide exchange factor activity; small GTPase binding. Gene Ontology annotation, biological process: small GTPase-mediated signal transduction; cell chemotaxis. The coding region runs from base 278 to 5791 and encodes 1837 amino acids. NCBI's taxonomy places the organism in Eukaryota, Metazoa, Chordata, Mammalia, Chiroptera, Molossidae. Gene Ontology annotation, cellular component: plasma membrane; cytoplasm. The transcript has 52 exons.
AGUUCAGUGAAUCAGAACAAUGACUGCGCCGCCGGGUCCCCGGGAGCGCGUCGGAGGACUGUGAGCAGCCGCCGCCGGCACAGCGGCGGGCGGCGCAGCCUGGGCCGCGCGGUGUCAACCCGGGCUCGGGAGCCUGCAGCGCAGCCCAGCGCCCGCCGCCCGCGCGGAGUCGCCGGGCUCCAGCGCUGCAGCCGCUCUUCGGCAGCUGUGCAUUGUUGUGAGCUGGAGAAGGGGCGCGGGGAGUAGCAGCCCGAAGCCCCGGGAGCCCUCGUUAGCCAUGUGGAUACCUACGGAGCACGAGAAAUACGGCGUGGCCAUUGCCAGUUUCCGAGGCACCGUCCCCUACGGCCUGUCCCUGGAAAUCGGAGACACCGUGCAGAUCCUGGAGAAGUGUGACGGCUGGUACAGAGGAUUUGCCUUAAAAAACCCAAACAUCAAGGGUAUCUUUCCUUCCAGCUACGUUCACUUGAAAAAUGCCUUUGUGAAGAACAAAGGGCAAUUUGAAAUGGUUAUUCCCACCGAAGACUCCGUUAUCACAGAAAUGACAUCGACCCUGAGGGACUGGGGAGCCAUGUGGAAACAGCUGUACGUGAGAAACGAAGGCGACCUCUUCCACCGGCUGCGGCACAUCAUGAACGAGAUCCUGGACUUGCGGCGGCAGGUGCUGGUGGGCCACCUGACCCACGACCGGAUGAAGGACGUGAAGCGCCACAUCACCGCCCGUCUCGACUGGGGCAACGAACAGCUGGGCCUGGACCUGGUGCCCAGGAAGGAGUAUGCCAUGGUGGACCCGGAGGACAUCAGCAUCACCGAGCUGUACCGAUUGAUGGAGCAUCGGCAUCGGAAGAAGGACACCCCCGUGCAGGCCAGCAGCCACCACCUGUUUGUGCAGAUGAAGAGCCUCAUGUGUUCCAACCUGGGGGAGGAGCUGGAGGUCAUCUUCUCGCUCUUCGACAGCAAGGAGAAUCGCCCCAUCAGCGAGAGGUUCUUCUUACGGCUGAACCGAAACGGACUUCCCAAGGCCCCAGACAAGCCGGAGCGGCACUGCUCGCUCUUCGUGGAUCUGGGCAGCAGCGAGCUACGGAAGGACAUCUACAUCACGGUGCACAUCAUCCGAAUCGGCCGGAUGGGGGCCGGAGAAAAGAAGAAUGCCUGCAGUGUCCAGUACCGGCGACCCUUUGGCUGUGCCGUGCUCAGCAUUGCCGACCUGCUGACCGGGGAGACGAAGGACGACCUGGUCCUGAAAGUGUACAUGUGUAACACGGAGAGUGAGUGGUACCAGAUCCACGAGAACAUCAUCAAAAAGCUCAACGCGCGCUACAACCUGACCGGCUCCAACGCGGGCCUGGCCGUGUCCCUGCAGCUGCUGCACGGGGACAUCGAGCAGAUCCGGAGGGAGUGUGCGUCGGUGUUUUCCCACGGCCUGUCCAUCACGAGGAAGCUGGGCUUUUCUGACAUCAUCAUGCCAGGCGAAAUGAGGAACGACUUAUACAUCACCAUCGAGAGGGGGGAGUUCGAGAAGGGGGGCAAGAGCGUCGCCAGGAACGUGGAAGUCACGAUGCUCAUCGUGGAGAGCAGUGGGCAGACCUUGAAGGACUUCAUCUCCUUUGGCUCUGGAGAGCCCCCAGCCAGUGAAUACCACUCCUUCGUCCUCUACCACAGCAACAGCCCCCGCUGGGCCGAGCUGCUCAAGCUCCCGGUUCCCGUGGACAAGUUCAGGGGCGCGCACGUCCGCUUUGAGUUUCGGCAUUGCUCCACGAAGGAGAAAGGCGAGAAGAAGCUGUUCGGUUUCUCUUUCAUCCCCCUGAUGCAGGAGGACGGCAGGACCCUCCCGGAUGGCACGCACGAGCUCAUCGUGCACAAGUGUGAAGAAAACACUAAUUUUCAGGACACUGCCCGCUACCUCAAACUCCCCUUCUCCAAGGGCAUCGUCCACGGGAAUAAUCCUCAAGCCACAAAGACCACAAAGGAGUCUUUUUGGAUCACGUCGUUUCUCUGCUCCACGAAACUCACUCAAAACGGGGACAUGCUGGACCUUCUGAAAUGGAGAGCCCACCCGGACAAGAUCACAGGCUGUCUCUCCAAACUGAAGGACAUCGACGGCUCCGAGAUAGUAAAGUUUCUCCAGGACACACUGGAUACUUUGUUCGGAAUCUUGGACGAGAACUCCCAGAAAUACGGGUCGAAGGUGUUCGAUUCUUUGGUUCACAUCAUCAAUUUGCUGCAAGACAGCAAGUUCCAUCACUUCAAACCUGUCAUGGACACGUACAUCGAGAGCCAUUUCGCCGGGGCGCUCGCGUACAGAGACCUCAUCAAAGUGCUCAAGUGGUACGUGGACAGGGUGACGGAAGCGGAGCGCCAGGAGCACAUCCAGGAGGUGCUGAAGGCACAGGAGUACAUCUUCAAGUACAUCGUGCAGUCGCGGAGGCUGUUCUCCCUGGCCACCGGCGGGCAGAAGGAGGACGAGUUCCGCUGCUGCAUCCAGGAGCUGCUGCUGUCCGUCCGCUUCUUCCUGUCCCAAGAGAGCAAAGGCCCUGGGGCACUGUCUCAGUCACAGGCCGUGUUUCUGAGCUCCUUCCCAGCCGUGUACUCCGAGCUGCUGAAGCUCUUUGAUGUCCGGGAGGUGGCCAACUUGGUGCAGGACACGCUGGGCAGCCUGCCGACCGUCCUGCACGUGGACGAGACUCUGCAGGCUGUGAAGCUUCAGUGCAUUGGCAAGACCGUGGAGAGCCAGCUCUACAGCAACCCAGAUUCCAGGUACAUCCUCCUGCCCGUGGUCUUGCAUCACCUGCACAUGCACCUUCAGGAGCAGAAGAACCUCAUGACGUGCGCCCGCAUCCUUAGCAACGUCUUCUGUCUCAUCAAGAAGAACAGCUCAGAGAAGUCCGUGCUGGAGGAGAUCGAUGUGAUAGUGGCCAGCCUGCUGGACAUCCUGCUGAGGACCAUCCUGGAGAUCACCAGUCGCCCGCAGCCCUCUGGCCCCGCCGCCCAGCUCCAGUUCCAGGAUGUCACUGGGGAGUUUGUUGCUUGUCUCCUGUCCCUGUUACGACAGAUGACAGACAGACAUUAUCAACAGCUUCUUGACAGUUUCAAUACAAAGGAAGAACUAAGGGACUUCCUGCUGCAGAUACUCACCGUGUUCCGCAUCCUGAUACGCCCCGAGACGUUCCCCAAGGACUGGACCGUCAUGCGCCUGGUGGCCAACAACGUCAUUAUCACCACGGUUCUCUACCUGUCAGACGCUCUUCGUAAGAACUUCUUAAAUGAAAAUUUUGAUUAUAAGAUCUGGGAUUCCUACUUUUACCUCGCAGUCAUUUUUAUAAACCAAUUGUGUCUGCAACUGGAGAUGUUCACACCUUCCAAAAAGAAAAAGGUAUUAGAAAAGUAUGGUGACAUGCGGGUAACCAUGGGCUGUGAAAUUUUCAGCAUGUGGCAAAACCUAGGAGAACACAAGCUUCAUUUCAUCCCUGCUCUGAUUGGCCCCUUCCUGGAGGUGACCUUGAUACCACAGCCAGACCUGCGGAACGUCAUGAUUCCUAUUUUUCAUGACAUGAUGGACUGGGAACAGAGGCGGAGUGGCAACUUCAAACAGGUGGAAGCCAAGCUCAUUGACAAAUUGGACAGCCUGAUGUCGGACGGCAAAGGUGACGAGACCUACCGGGAGCUCUUCAACAGUAUCCUGCUGAAGAAAAUUGAGCGGGAAACAUGGAGGGAGAGCGGGGUGUCGUUGAUCGCCACGGUGACCCGUCUAAUGGAGAGGCUGUUAGAUUACAGGGACUGCAUGAAAACGGGGGAGGUGGACAGCAGGAAGAUCGGCUGCACCGUGAGCCUUCUGAACUUCUACAAGACUGAACUGAACAAGGAAGAGAUGUAUAUACGCUACAUUCACAAACUCUACGACCUGCAUCUCAAAGCACAGAACUUCACAGAGGCCGCCUACACCCUCCUGCUGUAUGACGAGCUGCUGGAGUGGUCGGACCGGCCGCUGCGCGAGUUCCUGAGCUACCCCGUGCAGACCGAGGGGCAGCGGAAGGAGCAGCUGCACCUGGCCAUCAUCCAGAACUUUGACCGCGGCAAGUGCUGGGAGAACGGGAUCAUCCUCUGCCGGAAGAUCGCCGAGCAGUACGAGAGCUACUACGACUACCGAAACCUGAGCAAGAUGCGGAUGAUGGAGGCCUCUCUGUACGACAAAAUCAUGGACCAGCAGCGUCUGGAACCAGAGUUCUUUCGAGUUGGAUUUUAUGGGAAGAAAUUUCCAUUUUUCUUAAGAAACAAGGAGUUCGUAUGCCGAGGGCAUGACUACGAGCGGCUCGAGGCCUUCCAGCAGCGCAUGCUGACCGAGUUCCCGCACGCCAUCGCCAUGCAGCACGCCAACCAGCCCGACGAGACCAUCUUCCAGGCCGAGGCGCAGUACUUGCAGAUCUACGCCGUGACCCCCAUCCCGGAGAGCCAGGAGGUCCUGCAGAGAGAGGGCGUUCCGGACAACAUCAAGAGUUUCUACAAAGUGAAUCAUAUCUGGAAGUUCCGCUACGACAGACCGUUCCACAAAGGCCCUAAAGACAAGGAGAACGAGUUCAAGAGUCUCUGGGUGGAGAGAACGUCGCUGUUCCUGGUGCAGAGCCUGCCCGGCAUCUCCCGCUGGUUCGAGGUGGACAAGCGAGAGGUGGUAGAAAUGACUCCUCUGGAAAACGCCAUUGAAGUGCUGGAAAACAAGAACCAGCAGCUGAAGACGCUGAUCGGCCAGUGCCAGACCCGACAGAUGCUGAACAUCAACCCCCUGACCAUGUGCCUGAAUGGGGUCGUGGACGCUGCUGUGAACGGCGGAGUUUCCCGGUACCAGGAGGCAUUCUUUGUCAAAGACUACAUCCUGAGUCACCCUGAGGAUGGCGAGAAGAUCGCGCGGCUGAGGGAGCUGAUGCUGGAGCAGGCGCAGAUUUUGGAAUUUGGGUUGGCCGUGCAUGAGAAGUUUGUACCUCACGAUAUGAGACCCCUUCACAAGAAGCUGGUCGACCAGUUCUUCGUGAUGAAGUCCAGCCUGGGAAUACAGGACUUCUCUGCUUGUACCCAAGCCAGCCCAGUCCACUUUCCCAACGGGAGCCCCCGCGUGUGUAGGAACUCGGCACCUGCCUCCAUGAGCCCGGACGGUACCCGCGUAAUUCCCAGACGCAGCCCGCUGAGUUACCCGGCGGUCAACCGGUAUUCCUCCUCCUCGCUGUCCUCACAAGCCUCGGCCGAAGUGAGCAACAUCACGGGGCAGUCGGAGAGUUCUGACGAGGUCUUCAACAUGCAGCCCAGUCCGUCUACCUCAAGCUUGAGCUCCACCCAUUCCGCUUCGCCCAAUGUGACCAGCUCUGCUCCAUCGAGUGCCAGAGCUUCUCCGUUGUUGUCUGACAAACACAAACAUUCCAGAGAGAACUCCUGCCUGUCCCCGAGAGAGAGACCGUGCAGUGCCAUCUACCCGAUACCCGUGGAAUCUUCUCAGAGGCUGAUGUUUAAUCACACCGGAGACGGGGCCCUGCCACGCAGUGACCCACACCUGUCCGCGCCUGAGAAAGCUGUGAACCCCACCCCUAGCAGCUGGAGCCUGGACAGUGGGAAGGAAGCCAAGAGCGUGUCGGACCGGGGGAGACUCCUCUCUCCCCCUGUCCCUCCAAGACCCACACAGACUGCUUCCCCAGCGAGACACACGACAUCGGCUUCCCCCUCCCCUGCGGGGCGGUCUCCGAUGAAGAGAAUCCGAGUCGCUGUCCGAGUGGAACCGGCCUGGCUGCGGGAUGGUCAGCGCAGGUGA